AUGGCGGCUCAGGAGUGUGGCCUUCUGGAGAGGGCAACAGACCUGCUCCUCGACAGAAGAGGUGGCACAAACUAUACCAGAAGGGUCAUCCACCAGCCAAAGUGGACACCGCAGCCAGCACCAGUGCUGUGGGUGCCACCUCCAGCACUAUUGCACCUGCAGACCCGGUGGAACUGCCAUUGCUCUGGCCGCAGACUGCUGCAGCAGGACCAGAAGUGGGUGGCUGAAGCCGUGUUUCGGGGGAAUAGCAAAGGCAAGCUGGAGCUGAAGGACAGUCUACAGCUGUGGUACCACCCCCCACCUCCAACUGUCUUAUACCAUCAGGCUCCCACUCCAGACAGGUUCUUCUCCCACCGGCUCCUGGUCUGGAUGCCCUAUAGGCUGUGGAAGCUACGCCUCCAGUGCACCAGCCCUGCCUGUGCCGGGCAUCAGUUGUGUGGUGGUGGACUGCACAGGAGGGUGCGGCAAGUGCUGGACAUCGACAACCACUACAAUAUGGUCACAGAGACCCUUAUCUGCACCAGGUGUAGGUCCAGCUACCUGUCCUGGGGACACACCGUGCUGCAGCAGUUAGACCUGGCCCAUCGGUCCCAGUUCAGGGUCAUCCUCACCCGCAAGUCAUUAUUUUGCCCUCAUAUUCACUUGCGUAUGAGCUUUUUAUGACCUUUGACAGUAUUUAUUUCAAAAAGCGUCCCUGAAAAUGAUACUUGAAUUGAUUUCCUCUUCAGACUUGCCUGUGACAUACGUGUCAUUCGCUUGUUGCGUGAGAGGACCCUGGGGAAUGGACCGGUGCGGCUCAUAGGUCAACUGAGAGAGAACCACAGUGAGGAGUGGUUACAGCGGGUCAGUCGGUACACCUCAGAGUGUAUGGGGUUUCUAAACAAACCCGGCCUCCAACAGCUGACGUUUCAGGAACCUCCACCACCUGUGCCAGUGCCAAGCUACAAGUGGCUCCUCACUGUGUACAGCAAGGACAUCCUCACCAGGCUGGAGGACAUCAAGGCAGCCCUCACCUCCACUUAUGGAUCACAAAGAAAUUGAGUGGGCCAGCGUAGGGGACGGCCCAGUGGCUGACGUCCAUGGGCAGUGAAAUCGGUCAGGUACUGAUUAGUGUCCUGACAGCAGACGAAGGCGGUGGAAUUGAUGCGAUGACAGCGGGGUUGGUGGAGCGAUACAGGAGGGCAGGUGUUGCUCCUCCGACUCUGCUGUAUGUGGACUCCCACUGCUGCAAGGAGGCGGGAGACACGAAGCUGAAGCAGAGGUUUAGUGGCUGGCCAAAUGUAAUUAUCCGCCUUGAAAUCUGGCAUUUCAUCCGACGUCUGGCUGGAGGGGUCACAACGGAUGCCCACCAGCUGUAUCCCAUCUUCAUGGCGAGGCUGUCGGCGUGCAUUUUUGAAUGGGACGCUGGGGACCUUGCCCAACUGCGAAGGGCCAAAAGGGAGCGGUUGACCCAAGAAGGCUGGCCUGUUCUGAUGGAUGCAGAAGUGGACAAGCACAUCUCCAAGGCAGAGCUGGCGCUUCACUGUAAGAGAAGGACACGAGGGACGGACAACACCAUCAGCCUCGUGGACAUGCUCAUAGGAGAGCUUAUUGGGGACAAGGGCAAAGACUCCAUGGGUGUUCUGCUCUUCGACACUGUGCGGAUGAUGCACUUGUGGCGGGUCCAGAAGCGACAUGUUGGCUGCAUUCAGGACCUCCCAAAUGUAGAGCUCUACACAGAAACGGGGACGGUCACCAAGGGUGGAAUUGCCCUGAAAACCUAUAGGUGUGCCAGGGGCUCAACGUCGCUGGAGUCCUUUCACUGCCACCUGGCCAGAUUUAUUCCAGGUUUGUCUUUGCAGAAUAUACCACACCUGUCAUUACUGUCAUUACUGUUUGUUUAUUUCAUUGCAAUUAACAUAAUACUAAUUUUUCCACUGUGUUUCUCUAUGUAAUGUAUUGUGCUUCACUGUUGUGUUUCUUUAUGUAAUGUAUUGGCCUCUUUUGGUUUUCACAGGGAACAGCGCCAAUAGUUUAAAUUUUCAGAUAUAUCUGUUGGAAGGUAUAUUCCGCUGGAAUAAAGACCGUGCUGCAGCUGCUCUUGCUGGUGGCGAAAAUUCACGUGAUCUGCAGUUCUUACUCCACAGAGCAGCAACAUGUCGAGCAACAGCAACACUGCAACACGUGUGGUUAUUCUGGCCAGUACACGGCCGCUCUUUGUAACAUUGCCCUGCCUAAAAGAAGCAAUUUAUCAAAUGACUUGAGCUGUUAGUAAGCUGUGAGAGAAUGAAACCAGAACAAUUCUUUCUACAGAAAUGCCACUUUUUUACCCCCAUCAAACCACGGCAGAAACCUUAAAGCGGGGCUUCUAACAGAGCUGGGUCAAAUACGGAAUUGUUCUGGAUUAAAAUACUUUCCUGUGCUCGAUUGAUCCAACCAAGAGAACCAGUGGGGUUUGCAUUUUUCAUAGGUUCCAAUA
Molecule: messenger RNA, 2458 nt
Organism: Conger conger (European conger)
Lineage: Eukaryota; Metazoa; Chordata; Actinopteri; Anguilliformes; Congridae
Exons: 5
Coding region: 1-663 (220 amino acids)
Source: RefSeq, a predicted model, not a curated record